Molecule: messenger RNA, 810 nt
Organism: Lotus japonicus
Lineage: Eukaryota; Viridiplantae; Streptophyta; Magnoliopsida; Fabales; Fabaceae
Product: F-box/FBD/LRR-repeat protein At5g22700-like
Exons: 5
Coding region: 1-810 (269 amino acids)
Molecular function (GO): protein binding
Source: RefSeq, a predicted model, not a curated record
AUGGCGGAUACUGAUACUGAUAGGAUCAGCGCUUUACCCGAUGAACUUCUCUGCCACAUGCACAUGCUGUCGUUUCUCCAAACCAUUGAAGCCGUUGCCACCAGCAUUUUGUCAAAGAGAUGGAGGAAUCUCUGGCGGUCAGUAGCCGCUCUGAAUUUCUACACCAACACAGAGCACACAUCCGAAGCCGAUGCUUUCUUCUUCAACGACUUCGUCACUUAUCUUGGAGUCGUGCAUCAUCAUCAUGACUUUCCUUCAUUUCAUAAUUUGACCCACUUGGAGCUCGUCAUUGAACCGGAUAAUUCGCUAUUGCUAGCUGAAAUGCUCAACCACUGCCCUAAGCUUCAAAGUCUUUCCCUUGAGAGAUUACAUUGGAACCGUGUCCAGGAAAUUUGGAUGGAACCCGAAUUUGUCCCUGAAGGGCUUUCAUUAAAUCUGAAAACCUGCUCGUUUCGACAUUUUAAAGGCCUAGAAGUUGAGCUUCAGUUAGCAAGAUAUAUUUUGAAGAAUGCGAUUCACAAUAAUUCUAUAUUUGAUUCCCUACAUAAAAUGGCUAUGAAAUUUUCAUUUGAUUCUGUUAUUGAUAGCUUUUAUCUUCCACAAGUUGUAUCCAUGUUUGCCUAUCUUUCUACCAUUUAUCAAACACAAAAUAUUUCAUCUACCAUUAUUCAAUUUUCUGCUCUAACAUCACCACAUGUUUUCUUAGAAGAAUGCCAGAGAUGCACCAAAGCACAAAAUUGUGAUCUAGAAAUUAUUUAUGUCCCCAGCACUUGGUUCUGUGUAUCAAGUUCAGAACAACUUUCAUGUUAG